Messenger RNA from Trematosphaeria pertusa, 5011 nucleotides. Its product is annotated as MFS general substrate transporter. Gene Ontology annotation, cellular component: intracellular membrane-bounded organelle. NCBI's taxonomy places the organism in Eukaryota, Fungi, Ascomycota, Dothideomycetes, Pleosporales, Trematosphaeriaceae. Gene Ontology annotation, molecular function: transmembrane transporter activity; phosphatidylinositol-3,5-bisphosphate 5-phosphatase activity. Gene Ontology annotation, biological process: phosphatidylinositol dephosphorylation; transmembrane transport. The record is from RefSeq and is a predicted model, not a curated record. Bases 113 to 4660 code for a protein of 1515 amino acids. The transcript has 17 exons.
CUCAGCUCUCCUUUUGCUGGGCGCUGUUUUCAUCACAAACGAAACGCUUCCCUUCUUCAUGUAAUGAAACCAUUUCCUAUCUCACCUCUGGAAAGGACACCUAACUGGCACCAUGCCAGCCCCCUACUCUCCACCCGUCCGUAAUCCCCUCGAAUCCUUCGCGAGCACAGAUGACAGCCCCCCUCAACCAACACCAUCCCCGCGCUCCUCGCGCUCCUCGGACGCCCUACCCCUAAUAGAAGACGGUACCGAAGCCUACGAACUACAUCCUAUUUCCCCCGCCGGAAAUGCCCGCGAAGCAGACCACGAUGCCCUUCGCGUCCCGCACGCGGAGAACGCGAGCCUGCUACCUAGUCCACGGCGAUUCUCGAUAAGCUCGGUGCAGAGUUUUGAGCUUUAUACGCCGGAUGAGGAUCGGGCGGUGUUGAGGAAGCUGGACAGGAAGCUGGUGCUCUUUAUGGCAUUGCUUUAUUGUUUGAGCUUUUUAGAUCGGUCGAAUAUUGGCAAUGCUCGGAUAGCAGGGCUUGUUGAGGAUCUGAAUCUUAGCUCUGCUCAGUACGAGUGGCUGCUUUGGGCAUUUUAUAUAACGUACAUAACGUUUGAAUGGAUGACGCUCAUGUAUCGAAUAGUUCCACCUCACAUCUACAUCUCGAUCUGUAUACUAGCUUGGGGCAUAAUAGCGUCGGCACAAGCAGUCGCGACAUCUUUCAGCUUUCUCCUCUUCCUUCGAGCGCUCCUUGGUAUUGGCGAAGCAGCAUUCGGCCCGGGCGUCCCUUUCUACCUAUCCUUCUUCUUCCGGCGGCGUGAACUGGCAUUCAGAACCGGCCUUUUCAUUUCGGCGAGUCCGCUUUCGGCGUCUUUCGCGGGCGCUUUAGCAUGGCUAAUCACAAAAGUUGGCGAACAUGGACCACUUAGUCCGUGGAGGCUGUUAUUCCUGCUAGAAGGGUUCCCCAGCGUGCUGGUUGCUGUCUGGGCCUGGGAUUUCGUGCCGGAUGGCCCAGGCGUGGCGAAGUGGCUGACUCCCAGGCAAAGAGAGGUCGCGGUGCUACGGCUUAGGGCGGAAAAAGAAAACGAAGAGGAGGAGCAGAUCAGAGAGAAAUACGAGACCGGAACGGAAAGAAGGCGGGGCGUCAAUAUCCGUGAGGUGUUUCAGACACUUAAGGACCCCAAGUGCUACCUCACUGCCUUCAUGUUCUUUAGCUGCAAUGUCGCAUUCAGCUCCAUGCCCGUCUUUCUGCCCACCAUAAUACGCGACAUGGGUCACAAGUCAAUCACGGCCCAAGCAUUAUCUGCACCUCCUUACUUCUUCUCGUUCAUCAUAGUAUUAGUGACAGCAUACUUCUCCGACCGCCUUCAGUCGCGCUCAGCCUUCAUCAUCCUUCAUUCCAUCCUCGCCACCAUCGGUUACGGCACCAUAGCCAUCUCGGGCUACUAUCAAUCCCAGAAUACAACCAUCCGAUACCUCGCGCUCUAUCCCGCCGCCGCAGGCUUCUUCUCCGCCAUCACCAUCAUCAUAACCUGGACCAUCAACAAUCAAGAGAGCGAUAGCAAAAAGGGCACCGGUGUUGCUAUAAUGAAUGUGAUAGGGCAGAUGGGGCCGUUGGUGGGGACGAGUAUCUUCCCGAAAGAGGACGGGCCGUGGUAUGUCAGGGGUAUGGCGAUCUGCGCGGCUUUUAUGCUUUUGGUGGGAGUAUUGGCGGGGGUGCUGAGGGCGGUGUUGAAGAGGCAGAAUCGGAGGUUGGUGGAGGAGAAAGGGGGAGGCGAGUAUGCGGGAAUACCACUUGAGGAGGAGUUCGACAUGGAGAGCUCAAAAUCAAAGGCCGAGAUGAACGAACGGCCAAGCUCCAAAGCCGGCUCCCAAGAAAAGUACGAGGAGUCAGAAAAGUCGUCAAUCGCCAACGGCACCCAAGAGAUUACAGCCAAGAAUGAUGUCACUACUAUCGACUUCAAGCCCGAGGCUGACGUGGAAAAGGCCCCGGGGAUGCCGCAUGAGGAUCCUGCUGUCCCAGUCUCGUUUCAGAGGUCAUCAAGUCCAGCAGCCAUGCAAAAGAAUAAAGCUGCUGUGAUGCACAAGUUCUCACUGUACGAAACGAGCUCCCGGUAUUACCUCGUGGGAGCGGACAAUAUGGACAAGCACUACCGGGUCUUGAAAAUUGAUCUAUACGACAAGCGAGAGAUGAAUCAGCUUCUCAAUGCUAUCGACGACGGCAACAAGGGAACCGGAGGCAUGAAGCUCAAGUGCAGCACCUGGGGCUUGUUGGGUUUCAUCAGAUUCACCGAAGCUUACUACAUGCUUCUCAUCACGAAAAGGGCCCAGGUCGCUAUGCUAGGCGGCCACUACAUCUACCAGGUCGACGGGACUGAGCUGAUACCGCUCACGACUGGCGCUACAUCUCGAUUCCAAAAGGAUCGAAACCCGGACGAAGCCAAGUUUCUCACAAUUCUCAAUAGCCUGGACCUGACACGAUUUUUCUACUUCAGCUACUCAUACAACAUCACCAGAAACCUCCAGGAAAACAUCAUUCGCGAGAGGACAGCGCUGAAUGAAGGCCGGGAGCACCCGAACCGCGACUACCAGGACAUCGACGUUCUCAAGAAUUCAUCGCUCGAUGUAUUCGGGCGCAGACGCGGAACAAACGAUCUAGGCUACGUAGCCAAUGAUGUAGAAACCGAGCAGAUCGUUUCCGAGGCGCUCACCACCUCAUUCCAUGCGCCUGGGCCGCGACUGUACGCGAAUCCAACUAUUCCACUUUAUUGGACGCAGGAUAACACUGGGGUUACUCCCAAACCGGACAUCGACCUGAACUUGCCAGAUCCUUUCUUCAGCGCCGCGGCGCUCCACUUCGACAAUCUCUUCGAGAGAUACGGGGCUCCGGUAUACGUAAUCAAUUUGAUUAAGCAGCGAGAACGGACGCCGCGAGAAUCGAAACUCCUUCACGAGUAUAAGCGCGCACUUGAUUAUCUCAACCAGUCGUUGCCGAAGGACAAGAAGAUCCUUUACGAGGCGUUCGAUAUGGCUCGGGCUUCCAAGACGCGGGGUGGGGACGUUAUAGGCACUCUAGAGCAGAUUGCAGAGAAAGUACUUCGAAAGACUGGGUUCUUCCAUAACGGCGAUCACGAAUUGGACUCACCACAGGUUCAAAACGGAGUGGCGAGGACGAACUGCAUUGACUGCCUCGAUCGAACAAACGCCGCCCAAUUCGUUAUUGCAAAGCGAGCGCUCGGACGACAGCUCCAAGCUCUGGGUAUCAUUGCAGGAAACACGGUGGAUUAUGAUACGGACUGCGUCGAUAUCUUCACUCAAAUGUUCCACGGCCAUGGAGACGCAAUAGCUAUGCAAUACGGAGGCUCCCACCUGGUCAACACAAUGGCUACCUACCGAAAGAUCAACCAGUGGCAGAGUAGCUCGCGAGACAUGGUGGAGAGCUUCAAGCGGUACUAUCACAACUCGUUCCUUGACUCUCAACGUCAAGAAGCGUACAAUCUCUUCCUAGGAAACUAUAUCUUUACACAGGGCCAGCCUAUGCUUUGGGAUCUCACGACAGACUAUUACCUCCACCACGAAGAUCCACGCGCGUUGUUGAUCAAACCCAGAAGAGACUACAUACACUGGUACAGUCCGGACAAUCUUCGACCACGAGAACUUCCUGCUUCAACCGCACCUUGUAAGAAGCAACUCCAGCUGGCACAAGAGGGCGUCGCUUCCUAUGACGACUAUUGGCUGGAAUAUUACCGUCCGCUAGCGGUGACUUCCUUCCUCAAAGACACUACGCACCCGUCGCGUCACCGUGACGUCUCUCCCUUUGUCGUCCGCAAGAAGCAGCAUGAUCAGAGCUCCCCAGGAAAGAAGCCGCCGCGAAAAGGCUCCCGUAGAGACAGCAUCAUUUCUCGUCGCCGUAGAGACAUCCAUCUCAACAUCCCUGAAACCGGCUCACCCAUUAAACAAUCUAUCCUUCGAGAUAGGCAUUUUGAACCCUAUAUGCCAUCUUCGGCGCCGGCGGUCACUGGGACCUUCCCCUCCCUCACCAACUCGACCUCGACGGGCGUUUCCAGCUUCAGCAAGCCCUUCAAACCCGCCGACAAGUCGCUCAUACAUCAAUGGACACUUGCGCAGUUCCACGAAAACAGUCUCAAUCCUUCUGUUUCCGGAGCUGAGGAGGAUGAAUACAGUCGCUAUAUCGAGCACCCGCUUCACCUGCCGCUCGUCGUGAGCGGCGAGACGCCAAGCGCAGAUGAUCCCACUCGCGAUCCAGAAACAGCCUCCAUCCGGCCCUUGACCACCGACCUCCCCCCCCUCGACACCGAUACGUCCUCUAUCCGCUCUUUCAGCACGCGGCCCACCUCUGCCGCUGGCCACUCCAUAAACAUCCCCCUCUAUCCGCACCAACACCCGCACUAUCCACAUUCUGCCCAACAUCACCAUCAUCAUGACCUGCCAGCCUUCCACGCCGGUGCCGGUAACGGCAAGUUCCAGACCGCGGAAGAAGACAUCGAGGAGUUCGAAGAGUUUCUCAACGUCAAGGACAACCCGCUGGAUGUGGAGGAGCAGGAUGGCGGCAAGAAGAGGUACAAGGCGUACAGGCAGUGGUUGAGGGGCAAGAGCUUUUUCAAGCAGAGCAAGGUGGAUCCCGAGUGGCAGAAUCAGUUGCCCGUGAGGUAGGUAGUAGCUCUAGGUGCAAUUCAAGCAUGGGAGAGGUAGAUUGUCGUGUUGAGGAUUGGGAAAGAGUGGCUUACUGGAGGCUUUUGGCAGCGUUUUCAGCGAUGCGCUUCCGUGGUAAUAGGGUCAAGGGCUAUGCGAAAGUACAUACUGUACGUUAGGCUGGCCACAUCAUGAACUCGAGCAAGUAAUGCAUCACGAUAAUGAUAUCGAAUCGAGUUUCAUAUCUGAAAUUGAAUUUCGCAAAAGAGAAGCUACGGAACGGGUAUCUUGCAACCGAAAAACCAAGUAGCUGAGAUCAAGAUCGAUGCGAUUAUACACUAGGUAGCAUUCCUUAUCUCUCCGCGAUAUUAG